UGUGUUAAAUUGAUUUUACAAUUUCAACUCGAGUGUGAUGAAUGCUUAAAAUUUCCCAAAAACUGCUGCUCAUAGGAAUCAAACUCUCAACCCAACCCAAGAAUUCAAAGUUCAAACAAUCACUUUUUACGAUUCCACUUAACACCCUAUAAUAUUUGUCAUAACCUAUUAACCUUAGAUGAGUCAAAUUGGAUUGAAGAAGUUAAUAUAGCCAAACCAAGAAAGAAGGAGCAAGUGCUGUAGUGUUCUGGUAGCCAUAAAUGCCAAUGCUCAGCAGAAGCACUUCCCUAUAAUUAAUGUCUAGUCCUUUUUCACACUAAAAAACAAUUCAAUUCCCCACCAAAUAGGCCAAUAAAUACAUACACACACACAAAAUAUUAACCUUGGAAACCCCAGCACAACCCGACAUAACUUUCCACCUUCCAAAAACCCCAUGCCAAUACCCUAUGAUGGUUUAAUUUGCCUGUUUUUCUGCCUUCUGUUUCCACUUCAGUCACUUCAUUCUUUUGAGUCUUCAAUAUUUUAUCAGUAAAGGGAGAGCUUCAAUGGAGUUAACAACCAUCAAAUGGAGUAAUGGGAAAAGAAAUAACAUGAUGGAGGAGCAAGCAAAGGAAGAGUUGGAGAUCCUUGAAGACCAAUAUCCCAAUCAAUAUGAGUUUCUGAAGCAAGAACUCAGGACCUUCAUCCUUGAACUCCAGAACUCCAAGCACCAGGAUUCUGAGCUUCUUCCUCAGAACAAUCACUGCAACACUUCCCUUGCUCUUCUGCUUGAUACAGAAGAAUCCACCAGCUUGGAGCAAGUGAAGAAGAGUAACUGUGGUGGCACAGAACUUGCGCUUGAAGCAGACAGAGAUGUGAUGCAGGGGAAGGUUGAUGAAAGUUCUGAGCUUGAGUCUCUCAAGGCUGUUGUAAAGGAGCAAAACUCUAGCAGGAAGAAGAAGAGGAAAGAUAGGGUCGAUUUGGUUCUUGAGAGGGCACAGAACUGUUUGAAAAAGUUACAACAUUUGAAGACAUCCUUAUUAUCUCCCUCAUGAAAUUUGGAUGUAAAAGCCAUGUAUAUGCAAGUGGAUAUUAUGUAACAGCACUCUUAUCUUGUUUCAA
Lotus japonicus is the source of this 1101-nucleotide messenger RNA. RefSeq lists its product as uncharacterized. The coding region runs from base 546 to 1034 and encodes 162 amino acids. The record is from RefSeq and is a predicted model, not a curated record. NCBI's taxonomy places the organism in Eukaryota, Viridiplantae, Streptophyta, Magnoliopsida, Fabales, Fabaceae. The transcript has 2 exons.